Sturnus vulgaris (Common starling) is the source of this 3239-nucleotide messenger RNA. The record is from RefSeq and is a predicted model, not a curated record. Lineage: Eukaryota; Metazoa; Chordata; Aves; Passeriformes; Sturnidae.
UGAGCCAUUCUGUGAUCCUGUAAUUGUAGAGGCCAUUUCCUCUACUAGGGGAGGGGAUGAUGAAAAUUUGUUGUGGUUGAGGGAAGAUGAGCGGUGUUUGUUAAUAUGCCACUCGUCACCUCAAUGUAAGGAUAUCUAAGCUAAUUUUCACUAACGUUAAGGAAUUUAACAUGUUCUUCUAAGCCUGAAUUGGUAGCUGGGAGAAAAUCUCACGGAUUUAUUUGUGUCAAGGACCAUGAAUUCUGCCAUAGAACUAUGUUGCAUGAUACACACUGGCCAGGAAACAAAUGUAAUGUUAUUUUGAGUAGCAGUUAAUUUGCAUAUCUCAGCUUCAGUUGUCAGCAGGUGAGGGUAAUAUGUUUUGUCGUUAUCAUGAGAAGUAAAUGGAGAAGUAGUCUUCCAUAAAAUAGAGAAAAUGAAAUAGCAAGUUCUUUAAGUCAUUGCUCAGGAGACAUUUUUCCAGGCUCUCCAUGCAAUCAUCCUGCUGAGUCAAUAACACUGAAGUCCAAACAUGUUGUCACCAAACAAGUUGGUAAGAAAAUUUCUUUCAGUCAAGUCAAACAAAAGUAAGUACUGCCCUUACUUCUGGUGGGACAUAAGAGAGGAAGAUAAAAUGAGAAUUUCCCAGUGAACUCUGAAGACUGGUCUGUAAGUGUUAAUUGUAAAUGUGUAUGGGCUAUAAAUAGAUGUGUUGUGUUACAGUUCACACAGGAAUUAAGUUGCCUUGAAAAACCUUGACAUGUUGGACUCCUGAGAGACUGAGUGGACUACAAGAACCAUGAUAGGUUUCAGUUUAAAGUAACAGUCAUUAACCUUCUGCCAGCUGUGUUUCUGCAAAAAUAUGGCCUGAUAUAACUAGAAAGUUUAAAAUUAAUAGAGAAUUACGGGGCUUCUCCUUUGCUUUCGUUUUUUAAUGGUCACCUUGUGGAAAAGGGCUGAUAUAGGGAUGUUUUUUGCACCCACAUAAUUUACAGCCAACAGCACCAAAAUGAAACUGAAAGUUUUGUUAGCACUUCUGAGAAAUGCUGAUUGCUAUCUAUAAUCUUUUCAUUCCCAGAGAAGGAACUAAGAGCAUAAAAAGGGAGUGAAGAAAAUGCACAGGCCAGAAGAUGGACAAGGGGGAUAGAGAAGAAAUGAAGAGAAAAUGGCAAGAAAGACUGAAGAAAGUGGAAGAACUAGCAUCUCACUAUGAAAGACAUCCUCUUCCUAAAGUUUAUAGACCAAGACUGUCCAAACCCUCUAUGCCAUCCUCUGUUUGGAAAAUAUUUUCUCGACAGGCUGAAGCUUUUAAUUACAUAAAAACCUGCCAAGAGGAUGUUCAUGUGUUUGCUUUGGAAAAGAACACACAGAGUGGACAGAGGUUUUACCUUGUGACAACAUAUAAAGAGCUUUGGUUUUAUUACACCCAAGGUUACAAAUCAAGUCUUAUGCAUUGCUAUGAAGUAAUUCCUGAAAAAUAUGCUUGCAAACUUUAUUUUGAUUUGGAGUAUUACAAACCAGCGAAUCCUGAUGCAGAUGGCAAGAGUAUGGUCAUGAAGUUAAUUGAGCUUGUCAGCCAAAAAUUAAAAGAACUUUAUGAUGUAAAUUGUUCAUCAAAAGAUGUCUUGAACUUGGAUUCCAGUACUGAUGAAAAAUUUAGUCGGCACUUAAUAUUUCUACCCCAAAAGACUGUAUUUAAGGAUAAUACUCAUAUUGGUAAUUUUGUGAGAACCAUUUUGCAGCCUGCCAUAAGAUUAAUGGACAGUAAAGCUGCUGAGAUUCCAACAGAAGAAGCAGGGCAUGUUUUCCAGUGUUCUGCAGGAGCUGGAUUAGAUGGUUCUCUUACAAAUCUCACAGCUGGUGAAGAUUAUUCUAAAGACUGGCCAGCCAUUGCUCAUGAAACAAAGGAUAUGGAAAUGCUACACCAAGGAGAAAAUUUGGAUUUUUCCUUCCUAAUAGUAAACAAUAAAGAAGGCAACAAGCAGCUUUUUGUGGAUCUAGGAGUUUAUACAAAGAAUAGAAAUUUCCGGAUGUAUAAGUCAUCAAAAGCAGGAAAAAAUGUGGUUCUGAAGAUAGCAGAGGAUAAUAAGUUUAUCCCCAAGUGUGAAAAGGAUAUUUCCUUGGAAGAAGCAUAUUUUCUUUCCUCUUUAAUCUGCAACGUUGGAGCAAGUGAUGACAUAAAAGUUCUGACAUCUGGCUUUUCAGAGGAGGAGAGAAAAAUGUCUGCUUUUCUAAACAGUAAAACUACCAGAAACAGCAGAGAUCCCAUGGAAGGUUACCAGGGUUCGCCGUAUCCAGAAAUUGAUAAUUUUGUUCGUUCUUUGGUUAAUAAAGAUGGGCUACAAGGAGGGAUACGACAAUGGAGUUACUUCUCUCUCAAAGAAUUACUUAUUUACGAUAUUUCUGGUUACCGUUGGUGUGAAAAUAUUGGAAGAGCUCACAAAAGUAACAAUAUAAUGAUUCUGGUAGAUCUAAAGAAUGAAGUGUGGUAUCAAAAGUGUCACGAUCCUGUCUGCAGAGAACAAAACUUCAAAUCACAAAGUUUUCCAUUACCGCCUGGGAUCUGCCUCCCAUCCCUUUUCAAAGAGGAAGAAGAGUCCACCCUAAUGGAUGACAGGGGGCACACAGAAGGAAAAGUAAAUCCACAUUCUAAUGUGUCAGGCUUGUCAAAAAGCUCAGUAUCUGCAGAGAACAGCUGGUCUCAAGACUUCGUGUUGUCAGACAGUGAGUGGGAAAACACACGUGACGACGCCUUUUUCCUAGAAGCUGCUGAAGAUGUGGAACUAGCUGAAGCUGCAGAUGAUAGUCUGAAUUAUGCCAUGGAAGAAAUCCCAGAUGAAGUUCUUUUGGCAGCUUUAAGGAAAGAAGACCUCUACGCUAAAGAAGGCAGCUAGGCACAGGCCUGGCCAGCAAUGAAUGACACUUGUGUGUCGCAUGCUGGAGUGGAAGGUCCUGUGGGGUAGUUCACAAGCACCACUCCAGAGCUGUAAGACAAGGAAUGGAGUGCCUGGGUGAACUUCAACAGGCAUGAGGAGAUCAUGGAAGAUUACAGGGGGGCAGAAGAGAACUGGACUAAAAAACUCAUUGUGAAUGCUCCUCCAAGCUUAGCACUUUUAACGCUCUUUGCUGUACAGUUUCUGUUUUGUUAGUUGUUUGUCCAAGUUUUAUUGAGAAGCCAACAGAACAGACUUCUUAUUUCCAUAAAUGAGAUUAAAUAAUUUAUUUCAAAUGCAAAUUUAAUAAAGAGAUUUGUUUAUUCA